UCUCUAACGAUCGUUUGAAUAUCUCAUCUCUCAAUACCACUUUCCCCUCUCUCUCUGUCUCUCUCUCUCUCGCCCUCGCUCGCUCGCUGUCGCUGUUUUCUGCAAUGGAGAGCUUCGUACUCUGCUCUCCGUCCCCCACCACCCGUGCCGCCGCCUUGUUUCCCUCCGCUCGUACGGCCAUCCGCCUCCGAACCCACCACCAUCUCUCCAACUCCCCUAAUCCCACUCCCCAAAUCUCCGCCAUCCGUCUCUCCUCUCGCCUCUCAAUCCUCAACCCCAACAAACGCCGCCACCUCUUCAAUCCCCUCCCGAAACCCACCAAAACCCACAAACUUAUUCGGGCCUCGGCCUCGCCACCCACCAAUGAUCCGCCCACCAUCGGCGUCCCAAAACCCCCCCAAGGCGCCAAGAUCGUGCCGCUUUUAAUAUCCGUUUCAGUGGGCCUAAUUGUCCGAUUCCUGGUUCCCAAACCGCUCCAAGUGUCGGCCCAGGCCUGGCAAUUGCUCGCAAUCUUUCUCUCGACGAUUGCGGGGCUCGUGUUGAGUCCAUUGCCGGUCGGUGCGUGGGCGUUUCUGGGGCUCACGACCGCGGUCGUUUCCAAGACGCUGUCGUUUGCAACCGCGUUCAGCGCGUUCACGAACGAAGUGAUUUGGUUGAUUGUGAUUUCGUUCUUCUUCGCUCGUGGGUUCGUGAAGACGGGAUUGGGGGAUAGGAUUGCGACCUACUUUGUGAAGUGGUGGGGGAAGAGCACAUUGGGGCUGUCUUAUGGAUUGACUUUCAGUGAGGCCCUUAUUGCUCCGGCAAUGCCGAGCACGACGGCGAGAGCCGGUGGUGUGUUUUUGCCGAUCAUCAGGUCAUUGUCGCUCUCCGCCGGUAGUAAGCCGGGCGAUCCUUCAGCGAAAAAGCUUGGCUCUUACUUGGUUCAGUCUCAGUUUCAGUCUGCUGGUAACUCUAGUGCUCUUUUCCUAACUGCUGCAGCUCAAAACCUUCUGUGCCUAAAAUUAGCCGAGGAACUUGGGGUGAUAAUUUCAAGCCCAUGGGUUUCUUGGUUCAAGGCUGCUAGUUUGCCUGCAAUAGUCUCUCUGAUAGCUACUCCUCUUGUGUUGUACAAACUCUAUCCUCCUGAAACCAAAGACACACCAGAUGCCCCUGCCAUGGCUACAAAAAAGCUGGAGCUUAUGGGUCCUGUCACACAAAAUGAAUGGGUGAUGGUUGGUACAAUGCUUCUUGCAGUUUCCUUAUGGAUCUUUGGAGAUGCUAUUGGUAUAGCAAGUGUCGUUGCUGCCAUGCUUGGUCUAUCAAUACUCUUAUUGUUGGGAGUACUGGAUUGGGAUGACUGCUUGAGUGAAAAAUCAGCAUGGGAUACCUUGGCUUGGUUUGCAGUUCUAGUCGGGAUGGCAGGCCAAUUGACAAACCUUGGCAUUGUAACUUGGAUGUCUGACUGUGUGGCCAAAUCCCUCCAGUCUUUCUCUUUGAGCUGGCCUGCUGCAUUCAUCGUCCUACAGGCUGCUUACUUCCUCAUCCACUACUUGUUUGCAAGUCAAACAGGUCAUGUGGGAGCACUAUACUCUGCUUUCCUUGCUAUGCACUUGGCAUCUGGGGUACCCGGCGUGUUGGCAGCAUUGGCUCUAGCUUACAAUACAAACUUAUUUGGUGCUCUUACACACUACAGCAGUGGUCAGGCUGCUGUAUACUAUGGAGCUGGUUAUGUAGACCUUCCCGACGUGUUCAGAAUGGGCUUCCUAAUGGCCAUUAUAAAUGCAAUAAUCUGGGGAGUUACCGGUACAUUCUGGUGGAAGUUCUUGGGCCUAUACUGAUUUUCCUUUCACGUAAGUAGCUGUUGUAUGACAAUGACAUGACGCCCUCCUGGUCGAGCCAAGUAUAUUUAGCUCCAUAGAGAAUUAUCAAUUUUUGGUCUUAACCCAACAGUGAACAGUCAGCUUUUGUUCUGCAUUUGUCUCUUAAUGCUAUCACAUUGAACCAUGAAAAAUACAUUAAAUUUUACCCAAAUAAUAUAAUAUAUUUUUAUUGAUUGA
Messenger RNA from Diospyros lotus (date-plum), 2036 nucleotides. RefSeq names its product dicarboxylate transporter 2.1, chloroplastic-like. Gene Ontology annotation, molecular function: transmembrane transporter activity. NCBI's taxonomy places the organism in Eukaryota, Viridiplantae, Streptophyta, Magnoliopsida, Ericales, Ebenaceae. Gene Ontology annotation, cellular component: membrane. The transcript has 4 exons. The record is from RefSeq and is a predicted model, not a curated record. The coding region runs from base 105 to 1817 and encodes 570 amino acids. Gene Ontology annotation, biological process: transmembrane transport.